AUGCAAUCUAAAUUUUGGGGUGAUGACUCAGACGAGUCUGAUUAUUCAUCAGAAUAUUCUAGCAAUGGUGAAGAAGACGUGCCAAAACGUCAAAAUGAUCCACCAACUUGGACAUUGGAUAGCUCCAGUGAUGAUGGUGAAUCUAGAGUGGUUAAAUCUGCCAAGGCUAAAGCUAUUGAAACUAUUCAAAAUCACAUUAAAACUAUUGAUCACUUAAAGAAGAUUAGUGAUUUUUCCGAAUUGUUAAAAGAUUAUGACAUGCUGUCCAAAUUAGUGGACAAACAAUACUCAUCGGGAAGACUACCCAAAUUGAUCGUAAAACUCAUAACAGAUUUGAUCCAAUUUAUGGACCUUCAGCAAAAGGAUAAAGAAUCCUGUAAGAAGUUUUCUAAAGCAAAGUCGAUUGCUUUCAACACAUUGCGUUCUAGGCUCAGAAAAUUUAGCGAGCAAUAUUCUGACAUCAUAGAUGAGUAUAAUGCAGAUCCUGAUAAUUUUCAUGACAUUUUGGAACAAUCGGAUCAUGAAUAUAGCGAUUCCUCUCUAUCUAGUGAAUCUGAUAUAGAUGAAGGUAGUUAUAGUGAAGAAAAUGAUUCUGUUACUCAAACUAAUGAUGAUUCAGGAUCAGAUUUAGAUGAAUCGAGUAGCUGGUCAGAUUCUGGUUCAUCUGAGGUUUCUGAUAUUGAUGAAGAUAAGCAUAAACUUGCGAUGUCUAAAUGGGGAGUUAAGAAGACGGAAAAACUUUCAGAAGUUAAAGAAAAGGUAGUAAAAAAAGUGAAAACGAAGGUGUCUAAGAAGAAAGAUGAAAAAGAUAAACAAGUUCCCAUGUCUAACUAUGGUAAAUUUUCUGCUAUCGCAUCAGCUGCGGAUGCCUUGUUUGCACAUUUGAAAGAGGUGAAAUUAGGUAAUGAUGACAACCCUUUUGAUAUUGUGGUUCCUGAGAUUGAGGAACUAGUUAAUACAGUACAUUUGACAGAGGAUUCAGUAAGAUCAUUUGUUAAAUCUAUAAUCGAGAAAAGGGGGAAACGUGGUACUAAUAAUUUGGAAAAUGUACGUGUAUUACAGGUUUUGGUUUAUAUUGCUAAAAAUAUUUCGCAUACUUUAUAUCUAGAGGUUCUUGAAACACUUACCCACUUGCAUUUUGAUUCUUAUUCUUAUGCUUACGGGGCCAUGUCACCUUCACAAUGGAUUAAUGCAUAUAGGAUCGCAUUUCAUUUGCUAUCUGAGCUCAUUAAAAAUCCAAAACUAUUACUUCUUUCUGAGAAUUUUAGUCUUUCAUCACACACUCAAAAUGAAGAAGUGGAGGGUGUCAAUUCUAAAGGUAAUACUGUAGAAAAAUUGAAAGGAUCUACGUCUCUUUUGUCAUCCAUUGUUCAAAAAUUGAAUGAUGAAUUGUAUAAAGGGCUCCUAUAUACUGAUGUGCAUCAUCCAGACUACAAAACAAUGCUGGCAUACACUAUAGAUAUGCUUUAUUUAUUACACAAAACCUUUGUAUAUUUUCUAAAAAAAGAUAAGAAUAUUUACGACCAAGCUGCGACUAUAGCAUUGAUAAUUCUCGAGCAUAUUCAUUACAAGGACGAUGUUAUCGCAUAUAAAAUAUGGGAUUUAAUCAGGAAAAAAGUGAAAGAUAUAGAUCAGCUUGAAUAUUUUUUCCCAUGUAAAACUAAAAAACCUUCCGAUAUAGUCUCUGAGUUAGUAAAUUUUGUUUUUACCCAUGGAACACACCGUGAGAAAAUUAGGGCUUGUCUUCAUCUAGCUUACAAUAAAUCAUUGCAUGGAUGCUACUAUGAGGCACGUGACUUGCUUCUUAUUCCAAAUUUACAAGAAAUGGCAAAUGAAACGGAUAUUUCAACGCAGAUAUUAUUUAAUCGCAAUCUAGCACAGCUUGGUAUCUGUGCAUUCAGAUCCGGUCUUAUUCGUGAAGCCCACUCAUAUUUAAUGGAUAUAUGCUCACAGAAUAGACAUAAAGAGUUAUUGGCCCAGGGACUAUCAAAUUCUAAGAAUCAAGAUAAGACGGUUGAGCAAGAGAGGGCAGAGAAAAGGCGAUUGCUACCACAUCAUAUGCAUCUUAGUAUCGAGUUGAUUGAAUCAGUAAAUAACAUUUGUGCUUUACUUUUGGAAACGGCAAAUUUUGCAAAAUCAUCAUUAAAUAACAGAGAAAUCAUAUCUAGACAAUUUAGAAGAAUGUUUGAGAUUCAUGAAAAACAGGUUUUCGUGGGCCCCCCUGAGAAUAAUAGAGAGAUUAUAUUAAUAGCAUUCAAGUAUCUUCAAGUUGGAAACUGGAAAGAAUGCUACAACCAAAUUUUGACCUUGAAUACCUGGAACAAUAUGCCAGAUAAAGAAAAUGUACAAGAAAAAUUGAAGGAACUAAUAAAGAUAGAAGCAUUUAGAACAUACAUUUUUAAGUAUGUCAGCAUUUACGAUUCCUUCUCUCUUGAUCAACUAUCUUCAAUGUUUGCUCUGAACCAAAACAUUAUCCAUUCCUUGAUUAGUAAAAUGAUUGUUAAUGGUGAGAUUCACGCUAGUUGGGAUGACAACAGUAAGUGUUGUUUGAUAAACCAUACAGAACCAACGGAACUGCAAAAGCUGGCUAUAAAAUUAGCAGAGAAUCUCACCACUGCUGUCGAACAGAACGAAUUGACUCUCAACAUGAAAAAUUCUAAGUUUGCACUUUCGCAGGACCGCAGAUUCCAGCAGCGCGACACCAAAUUCAGCUAUAAUGCUCGUCAUGACGAUGGAAGGAUAUCUAAUUUUAAUUUUAAUAGAAAUAGAAGAGCCAUACAAUCAGGUCGCCACCACUACAAACAAUCUAUGAUAGGAACAAGGUAA
Theileria equi strain WA is the source of this 2826-nucleotide messenger RNA. RefSeq names its product eukaryotic translation initiation factor 3 subunit 8, putative. The transcript has a single exon. Gene Ontology annotation, biological process: translational initiation. Gene Ontology annotation, molecular function: translation initiation factor activity; RNA binding; translation initiation factor binding. NCBI's taxonomy places the organism in Eukaryota, Apicomplexa, Aconoidasida, Piroplasmida, Theileriidae. The record is from RefSeq and is a predicted model, not a curated record. Bases 1 to 2826 code for a protein of 941 amino acids. Gene Ontology annotation, cellular component: eukaryotic translation initiation factor 3 complex.